AUGCAUCUCCUCCCAUCUCUCACCAUCCUCGCUACCGCCUUCACAGCCCUAACCUCCGCCGUUGCCCUCCCCCAGUCCGAAUCCAGAGCUGUGGUUGAAUCCCGCACCUACGGCGGCGACAAGUGCCUCUGCGAGGAAGAUGCCAACCUCCUCCGGGACGCCUACGUACGCAUGAUCAGCGCCUGGAACCCGGCCGAUGCCAAGUACCUCACGGACGACUUUAGAGACACAAGCGGUAGCAUCAACAUUUUGAUUGGGAAGCCGUUGGAUGGAUCAGUCCCUACGUUUGCGAACAAGCAGGAGUUUGUGGAUCAUAUGACUGUUAUGCCCGACAACCUCCCCCUCCAAGUGACCUUCUCCACCUUCAACUGCAAGUACAUCACGCUCAUCUGGACCGCCACGUUUGGCGUCGCCCAAAAGGCCGUGCGCGGCAUCGCCGUCGUGGGAACCGUGUACGACAAGAAGAAGAAGAUGUGGCUGAUUAAUAGCCUGGAUGUUGAGUGGAACUCGAUGGCUUAUCUUUUGGAUAUCGGGGGCAGCUAUCAGGUGCCUGGACAGCCAUAG
Neurospora tetrasperma FGSC 2508 is the source of this 564-nucleotide messenger RNA. RefSeq lists its product as uncharacterized. The transcript has 2 exons. Bases 1 to 564 code for a protein of 187 amino acids. The record is from RefSeq and is a predicted model, not a curated record. NCBI's taxonomy places the organism in Eukaryota, Fungi, Ascomycota, Sordariomycetes, Sordariales, Sordariaceae.